AUGCCUGCGACCUGGACCGUCAACAGUGUGAAAUCAGGCCAUAACCCAGAUUCUGGAGCGAGGUGGACGAUAACAGACUCUACGGUCAAGGUGUCUUUUUCUGCUGACCAACAAAACGCUUCCGAGGCGCGGGCAGCAAUCGCAUACGUCAACACUGCUGGCGACGGCUAUGGUGCACACGCUACGACCAUGGGCGCGAUUGCGAACAAGAUUCCGGCUCUACCGCCGUUGAAAAAGUCGUGCGAUCAUUGCCGUGCGCGGCCCGACCAGAAUGGGGACGGUCUGCCGGGUUGUGCUGCCUGCAAAGUGGCGCAUUAUUGUGGAGUCGAGUGCCAAACCGCCCACUGGAAAAUGCAUAAGCAGCUCUGCAAGUUCCUUGUUCGCCAGGCCAAGAACGAUUCGGACAAUGCAGCACGAGCACUCCGAUGUGGCCAGUCUUUUGUCUCCGUCAAGACAUUGCGUGAGUGGUACUACAACAACAUUGACAUUGUGAAAUACGCGGUCGUCCAAAGCCUUGAACUGUACAAAGGCAAGGCAGACUCUCUCUGGCGCACGCACUUUGCAUGGUUCCACGUCAUACCACAGAAGGAUGACCAGCGCCCUUGUCUGCUGACUGCCGAUGAACUCCAAUUUGUCGAUGCGGAGUCAUUCCCAAUGGAAUUGGGUUGCGAGAAGGGCCCAGACGGUGUCUCUCACUUGAUGCAGUGGUUUGGCGCGGAAGAGCGCAUCAUCAUCGUCAUCCAGGCUGAGCUGGAUCAUGAAUGCACGUGCGGCCACCACCUGUCGCCUCUAUUUGAGGAUCUGGCGCUGCCUGAAGAGGGGGAGUGGGCGAGCAUGGAGCGUGACGAAAUGUGGCGGAUGCAUAUCCGUAUGCGACAGCAAGCGAGAGACAUUGUCGCGGGGAAUAUAUAG
Mycena indigotica is the source of this 912-nucleotide messenger RNA. RefSeq names its product MYND-type domain-containing protein. Bases 1 to 912 code for a protein of 303 amino acids. The transcript has 4 exons. Lineage: Eukaryota; Fungi; Basidiomycota; Agaricomycetes; Agaricales; Mycenaceae. The record is from RefSeq and is a predicted model, not a curated record.